UGGAAACAGUUCACUUCCUGAUUCUUGAAAAUUAAUACGUCAACAAAUGACAAUUUUACCACCAUUUCAAGUUUGAUUAAAUUUUGGAAAAAUGUGUUUGUUUGAAUUUGGCUCCUCUAAAAGUAAACGUAUAUAUACUGGACAAGAAGUGCUGAAUUUUAUCGUGAAUGACUGAUUAUCAAAAGUGAAUUUGGUUCGAACAUGUAUGACGGGAAUUCGGAUGCUUACAGUGAAAAGACAGUUUCCAAUCUGUCAUCUAUACCUACUACACCUGUCCAGGUAAAAACUUCAGAUUCCUCCGACGCAGCAGAUCAUGAAAUUCCUGUCCCCAAGAGGCAACGACGGCAUGCAUGGGUAUGAGGCCUUGGUCACCAAUGAGUCAAUGUUCGUGGACAGUAGGAUGACACUAAAAAUUAAUCUGACUGACAUUCAUAUGUGCUUCAUGCAAUCCCAUUGAGUGUUACCAUUCACACAAAAAAACAUCAAACAAGCCAGAUUGUGUAUAUUUUGUAAUUAUUAGUCAAAAAGGAUUAAAAAAAAAUGGUGUCAGACUGUGUGAUUGGAAAAGGGUAUUAAUCACACUUUGUGUUGUGAAUAAAUGUUUGUAGAUUUUUUAGAUGUUCAUUUGUAUAUUGACUUCCGCUUCCGGUCUGAUAAGGUGGACAAAAAUGAAAGCUGAUUAACAUUAUUAUUAAUCAAGUGUAAUCUUGGAUUAUAAUGUGAAAUAUAUUAAAUUACCUUUGCAGAAAUGUGUUUUGUGGACUUAUCUUACAUUUGGGCUGCUUAAUUUUGUUACUGUAUGUGAAAUGGCGGAUGAUCAGGAUUCUGCAAAAACGUGCAAGGAUUGCACUCAAGCUUUGGGAAACAAACUUAAGGGCUUACAGUGUAGUUUCUGUGAAAAUUAUUACUGUCAAAAGUGCACCAAAUUGAAAACAACCUUGUUUAAUGACAUUUCAAAGGAGGAAAGUGUCUUGUUCUCCUGUGUACAUUGCAGGAUUGCAAUGCCGGCCAUGAGGAAAAUGAUGGCGAAAAUUAUCUCGUUUGAACAGAGGAUUGAAAAAUUAGAAGAGUCAAUGGUUUCUUGUGACAAGGAUAUGGUCAGAAAUGUGAUUCUUGAGGAAAAAGAGGAAGAGCUGGAGAGAGAUAGAAGGAGGUUGAAUGUUGUUAUUUAUUCCUUACCGGAAAGCACAAAUCCUAGCAUUGAACAACGAAAAGAAGAGGAUAUCAGGGAAGUAGACUUUAUUAUUAACAAUACAUUAAACUUGAAUGUGACUGUUGACAAUGUAUUUAGGUUGGGUAAACUCGUGCCAAAUAAUGCACGGCCUAGACCGGUACGCUUUACAGUUAAGGACUUUCCAGCUAAGAGGAAUGUCUUGAACGCUGCAAGUAAAUUGAAAAAUCAUGAAAAAUACUCUCGUAUUUAUCUGACAAAUGAUCUCACCCCUGUUCAGAGGAAGGCUGCUUUCGAGCUGCGCGAGGAAAAGAGGCGUAGAGAGAGAGGAGGCGAAGUUGGCUUAGCCAUUCGUAAGGGAAGAAUAGUUAAACUACCACCUUACAAGGCUGGUGUAGGAGACCACGACUAUAUUCCAGCUAGAGAUAAGGCUGGUGUAGGAGAUCACGACUAUAUUCCAGCUAGAGAUAGGAACUCUCCACCCAGUAGGAGGGGUUCUUUUCACCAGUGACACUCAGUCAAACUCUUCUACAUGUAUAUAUGUUAACAGUUCAAGUUUUGACAGUUCGCUAUUAUCAGAUAGUUCAUUUUCUUUAAAUUCUAUUGACACUGAAGAAAGUUUGAACACUAGUUCUACCAAUAUUUUUUCUGAAAGUUAUUUAUCAGAAGAAAAAUCCUCGGUCGCAGAAAGCUUGAACACUAGUUCUACAAGUAUUUAUUCUGAAAGUUCAUUGUCAGAAGAGAAAUCCUCAUGUAAUUUGAAAAUUUAUUAUACAAAUGCAGAUAAUUUGUUAAACAAAAUUGACGAGCUUGAAAUAUUAGUUUCAAUAAAAAUGAUUGACGUUAUCAUUGUAACUGAAGUAUUCCCAAAAAAUAUAAAAGCUAUGAACAUUGACUCUAGAGAGUAUUCUUUGAAGGGUUAUCAGUGUUUUAGUGCUAAAGUUCAAGAAAACAGCCGUGGGGUAGUUAUUUAUGUUAAAGAGACUAUAGUUGCAGAUUAUUGUGACAUUUUGUGUGAAGCUGACUUUUCGGAGUCUGUUUGGUGUGAAUUGAGACUUGCAAAUGCUAAAAAACUUUUAAUAGGGGGAAUAUACAAAUCUCCUUCAAGUAAUUUGGUAAAUCAGAGGAAUUUGAAUUUUCUUUUAUCACAAGCAUGUAGUUUAACUUUUGACCAUCUGGUGAUUCUGGGUGACUUUAAUUUCCCGGAAAUAGACUGGUCCACAUGGACAGUACACAGAAAUGAAACACAUCCUGCUUUCUCUUUUGUCGAAUGCCUCAGGGAUAACUUUCUUAAUCAACAUGUACAGGGUGUUACAAGGUAUAGACAGGGUCAAGACCCUAGUUGUUUAGACUUAUUACUAACUGAUAACCAGACUGAAGUUGAAAACUUAACUUUGAGUAGCAAACUCGGCGCAAGUGAUCACAUAUCAAUAAUCUGUGAAAUUCCAUGUGUAGUAAACAAGGACAGGAAACCAGUAAAUAAAGUAAACUUCUUUAAGGGUGAUUAUGUUAAAAUUAAAAACUACCUAAGUAGGGUAAACUGGAAGGAGAUGGCGGAUAUGAAUGUUGAAGAUUCUUGGUCCUUUCUAUUGCGGCAUAUGGAUUUCUGUGUUGAGAAUUUUAUUCCAGAGUGUAAUACUAAGAGGGGAUGUAAAAAACCAAAAUGGAUGGACUAUUACUGUGUGAGAAAGGUCAAGAAAAAGUAUCAUGCAUGGAAGCGUUACACCUACAGCCGUAGUUAUAGGGACUAUCAAUCAUACUGUAAAAUAAGAAAUAGUACAACUAAAGCUAUUCGGUUCUCUAAAAGGAAAUACCAAAAAGGUGUAGCAGAAAGUUCAAAAACAAGUCAAAAAUCGUUUUGGAGUUUUGUAAAAGGGGAGACAAAUACCAGGAGUGGGAUUGGUGAUCUAAGAGAUAAGAACGGUAAUAUUGCUACUGAAAUUAAAGACAAAGCUAACAUUUUAAAUGAUUUCUUUGCAUCAGUAUUCACGAGGGAAGAUAACUCAGAAAUUCCUAAUUUUGAGGAUAAGUUGGAAAAAGAAAAUUUCAUCUCGGACAUUAUUUUAUCACCCCAGUUGGUGUUAAAACAUUUAAAAGCUCUAAAUGCUUCUAAAGCGUGUGGUCCAGAUAACUGCCAUCCUUUCUUUUUAAAGCAAUGUGCUGAAGAAAUAUACAUACCGUUGAGCGAAAUAUUUCAGAAGUCGGUUACCACCGGGAUCCUACCAUGUGAUUGGAAACUAGCAAAUGUAACAUGCAUUUUUAAAAAAGGAGACAAAACAGACCCAGGAAAUUACCGCCCCGUGUCAUUGACUUCUGUGAUUUGUAAACUGCUUGAGAAAAUAAUUCGGCUUGUUAUAGUUGAACAUUUGUCACGUCAUAAACUUCUGUCAGACUGUCAGUAUGGCUUUCGUAAGAACAGAAACACUAUUAUCCAACUACUGUCAGUAUUGGAGGAUUGGACUGAAGCAGUUGACAAUAAUAUUCAAGUUGAUACAAUAUACCUUGACUUUAGAAAAGCUUUUGAUAGUGUACCUCACCGUAGACUUCUCAAGAAAGUAAAUGCAUAUGGUAUUUCUGGACAAAUUUUGAACUGGCUUGAGAACUUUUUAAAUGGACGCAAACAAAGAGUAGUUGUUGAUGGUCAAAAAUCUGAGUGGAAUCCAGUUUUGUCAGGAAUUCCCCAGGGCUCCAUACUUGGGCCGAUUCUUUUCAUAAUUUUCGUGAACGAUAUACCGGAUGUAGUUGGAUGCCUCUGUAAAAUGUUUGCAGAUGACUGUAAAAUCUAUAAAAAUAUUCUUUCCGCAACUGAUCAACAACAGCUUCAGGAAGAUAUUGACCGUUUAUGUCAGUGGAGUAAGGACUGGUUACUGAAAUUUAAUAUUAAGAAAUGUAAAAUUGUGUCAUUUGGUAAUGAAAAAUUUUACAAUGACUAUAACAUGAUAGAUGAGAAUGGAAAUGUUCACAAACUUGCAAGGGAUUUUUCUGAAAAAGACCUGGGUGUGCUCUUCACAAAUAAUUUGAAUUUUGAAACCCACAUUAAUAUUACAGUCAACAAAGUAAACAAAAUCAUUGGGCUUAUUAGAAGGAAAUUCACCUUCAUGGACAAAUCCUUGUUCUUAACAUUGUACAAGUCUCUUGUUCGUUCCCACUUGGACUAUGGAAAUUUAAUAUACUUCCCAUACACGAAGAAGUGUAAGCAAGUUCUGGAGAAUGCGCAACGUAGAGCCACAAGACUAAUACCUGAAUUUCGUGGACUUUCCUAUCAAGAACGAUUGAAAGAACUGAAUCUCCCAACAUUGGACUACCGUAGAAAAAGAUUUGACAUGAUACAAGUUUUCAAAAUUAUUCACGAAGUUGAUGACAUCAAUGCAAGUGUAUUUUUCAAUUUUGCGGACAAUAGUGGAACAAGAGGUCACUGUUUGAAGCUUGCAAUGCCUAAAGCUCACAAGUCUAUUCGAUUAAAUUCUUUUGGACAUCGUACUAUAUCCAUUUGGAACGGCCUUCCACAUAAUAUUGUUACAUGCAGCACCGUGAACAGUUUUAAA
Molecule: messenger RNA, 4716 nt
Organism: Mya arenaria
Lineage: Eukaryota; Metazoa; Mollusca; Bivalvia; Myida; Myidae
Exons: 2
Coding region: 807-1682 (291 amino acids)
Source: RefSeq, a predicted model, not a curated record